Sus scrofa (pig) is the source of this 840-nucleotide messenger RNA. RefSeq names its product olfactory receptor 6M1-like. Gene Ontology annotation, biological process: G protein-coupled receptor signaling pathway. NCBI's taxonomy places the organism in Eukaryota, Metazoa, Chordata, Mammalia, Artiodactyla, Suidae. Gene Ontology annotation, cellular component: membrane. Gene Ontology annotation, molecular function: G protein-coupled receptor activity; olfactory receptor activity. The record is from RefSeq and is a predicted model, not a curated record.
AUGAUUGUCCUUUUGGUGUGGGGUGACUAUCGCCUGCAUUCACCCAUGUAUUUCUUUGUAGCCAAUCUUUCUUUUCUUGAGGUUGCCAUCACUUCCACAGUGGUACCUAAAAUGCUAGCUAACACAUUUUCCCUCACCAAAACAAUAUCCUUCGUGGAUUGUCUUACUCAGUCUUUCUUCUACUUUCUCUUGGGAUCUACAGAAUUCUUCAUCUUGGCUGUCAUGUCUUUUGAUCGAUAUGUUGCUAUUUGCAACCCACUGAGGUAUACCAUCAUUAUGAACAAACAAACAUGUAUACUGUUGCUUCUUGGAUCUUAUGUGGGUGCAUUUUUGUCAAUUUUGGCAUCAUCAAUAUUAACUGCCCCUCUGCCAUUUUGUGGGCCAAAUGUUAUCAAUCACUUCUUCUGUGACAGUGCCCCUAUGCUGAAGCUGGUCUGUGCAGAUAUCUCUCUGGCUGAGCUGGCUGACUUUGUCUCCUCUGCUGUGUUACUGUUGGGUUCCUUGCUACUGACAGGAGUGUCUUAUACAUGCAUUGUCAUUGCUAUCCUUAAAAUUCCCUCUGUCCAAGGGCGGCAGAAAGCUUUCUCCACCUGUGUUUCACAUAUCACUGUGGUAACACUUUACUAUGGAAGCUCCAUCUUCAUCUAUGUCCAGCCAAAAAAGGUCACUGUGAUGGAUGCCAACAAAUUCGCCACGGUCCUAAAUACCAUUGUGACACCAGUGUUGAAUCCUUUUAUCUAUAGUCUUCGAAAUAAAAAAGUUAAAGAUUCUCUGAAAGAUAGCUUGAAUAAAUAUGUGAGCAUGCUAACAAAUUUAAGAUCUUUAAGAUCUCAAAAGUGA